Hermetia illucens (black soldier fly) is the source of this 1770-nucleotide messenger RNA. It is a transcript of the gene Ent1, whose product is annotated as equilibrative nucleoside transporter 3. Gene Ontology annotation, biological process: nucleoside transmembrane transport. The record is from RefSeq and is a predicted model, not a curated record. The transcript is spliced from 6 exons. The coding region runs from base 1 to 1404 and encodes 467 amino acids. Lineage: Eukaryota; Metazoa; Arthropoda; Insecta; Diptera; Stratiomyidae. Gene Ontology annotation, cellular component: plasma membrane. Gene Ontology annotation, molecular function: nucleoside transmembrane transporter activity.
AUGACCACUUCCAUUAACAAUCGGCCUUUGCUGGAGGAGAGCGAAACUAGUGAAAAUGAAGAAGACUUCCUGGACAACAGCUACACCGACACCCCCGGCACCAGCAAGAACACCGUGAGGACGGACUCCCAAGCGGAAUUGGUGCGAUUCUCCCAGAGUGUUCCCGCCGACAAAUUCAACUUCAGCUACAUCAUCUUCUACCUUCUCGGAGUGACGACUGUCUUGCCUUGGAAUUUCUUCCUGACGGCCGAAGAGUACUGGAUAUUCAAAUUUCACAAUGUAACCGACAAUAGUACAACUGUUUUAACUCCAAUCCAACGAACUAUUACUUCUGAUCUCACAGUUGCGGGAUCCAUUCCCGGAACUGCGUUCCUCAUAAUAAAUGCUCUGGUUAGCCAUUUAAUUCCACUUAAGCUUCGAAUGAUUGGGUCCAUGGUUAUGAUGUUGUUAUUUUUCAUCGUAACAACGGCAUUUGUAGAAGUAGAAACAGAUAGCUGGCAAUAUGGAUUCUAUAUAUUGACUCUAACUAUAGCCGUUUUCAUCAAUAGUGCUGCAGCUACUCUGACUGGUGCUCUAAUGGGUUUAGCUGGUCUAUUUCCGUCCGAAUAUAUGACCGCCGUAGUCAGUGGUCAAGCACUUAGUGGUAUAUUUUCAGCACUCUCCGAUAUUAUUUCACUUACUUUUGGGGCCCCUCCAAAAACUACUGCAUUUGUAUACUUCUCUAUCGGAACUCUGACAGUCAUCAUAUCAUUGGCCUGUUAUGUAAUAAUGUCGAAGACACUGUUUUUCCGGUUUUAUCAGAAUCAAGCUCAUAAACAAAUCGGGUCUUCAACGAGCCUGCAAGACGUGAAUGAUACCUUACAGCCAAAUUACAGAGAAGUGAUCGGAAAAAUUUACUUAUAUGCAUUUUCCUUAUUCUACGUUUUUGCUGUGACAUUGUGUGUCUAUCCAGCAGUUACGGUAUUGGUACAAUCAACAAAUCAUGGACAAGGGCAUCCAUGGAAUGAUGUGUACUUCACGCCAGUAGUAAAUUAUUUGCUCUUUAAUUCGGGCGAUUAUUUAGGGAGAAUCCUGGCUGGAAUAAUAGAGAAGCCGAGGAACAAACCGCAUUUGAUAGUGUUAAUAACUACCAUUCGCACUGCCUUCAUACCAAUUCUUAUGAUGGGAUAUUCAACGCUCCAUAAAUUUUUACCAAUUGUUAUCCACUCAGAUUAUGUAUUUAUUCUGAUAUUAGCUGCAUUUGCUGUUUCCAAUGGAUACAUAACGAAUAUAUCUUUGAUAAUGGCUCCCAAGAUGGUAAUGCAACACGAAAAAGAAAUGGCAUCCUCUAUGAUGGCGGCUUGUCUUGGUCUGGGAAUUGCUGCUGGAUCGCUUGGAAGUAUGGCUUUAGUUGGGCUGUUUUAAUGUGCAAUAUAAACAUAAAUCACUUUGUGAUUUCAAUCCGUCUGUUAUUUGUAACUUGUGCGACCAAUGACAUCGAGUUCAGUUGUUUGUGAUAAUUUAUUUUUUAAAAUAUGUUUUAUGAACAUAUUUUAUCUGCAGUACACUGGAUUGUAAUGUAUCGAGCUUUUACUCAGCUUAAUUAGCAAAUUUUUUAAAUUUUAAUUUUAAUUGUUGACUUGUAUUUUGAUAAGUAAUUUUAAAUGAAACAUAAUGUGACUACGAUAACUAUGAAACAAUGGAUCAAUAUAAUAUAGGAAAAUCUGUAUAAAUGUGUCCUGAUGUAAGUGUCUUAAAUGUAGAACAAUAAAGAAUGCAUACAUGACAUAA